AUGCUUCGGCGCCGCGAGGCGCUCAGCGGCGAGCCCCGCCAGAGCGACACCAAGACUGGUGCAGUGACAACAGUGGAAGAGCCAGAUGACGAGAGCGACGAGGGCGAAGCAGAGGGUAACAGCGAUGAAGGCACAGGAAUCCAGAACGGCCCUGGCUCUGGAUAUCCAGGAGGCGCUGAGGAGUGGGAGGAGAUUUUGGCCUGCCCGCUCAACAUCCGCUUCACGCAGGACAAAAUCCACCCUUUCUUCUAUCGUCGCGGGCCAAUCGUUAACGUGCUUCCCAAAAUCCGGGCAGUCCCCAGCUCGGAUGGUGAGGUCCUUGAUCUCAUUCCACCAUUCGCACCAAUCCAUUGCCUGCAAAAGGGUGAGGAGCUUUGGUCCAUGGACAACCGUCGCCUCUACGCACUGCAGCUUGCAGCUAUGGAUUUGUGGCCACGGCGCUGCCGGGUUCGCUGUUUGCGGAGGGAAAGGCUUCCACGCCACAAGCUCAAGACCCAGUAUCGCAAGUUCAAUACCACCAGCUCAGGGCGAUGCAUCGAUGUUUGCACGAGGUACCAGCAGUUUGAUACCUGGAGCUGGUAUGAGCGGGCCCUCGAAAUCGAGGGGUACUCGCUGUCUCGUCGGCUUGGAGCAAUGCUCUGCAUUUUCGAGGCGGCGCCCGUGCUUGGAGCAUUGCUGUUCCGCAGCGGCAUCACUGGAUUCGAGUCUCGGCGUCCGCUGGUGGUCGGCUUCCUGCUCGCCUUUGGAAUUGACUUCCUUCGUCAGCAGGUGCCAGCCUUUGAGCGCUUCCUGUCUGCAUUCCAGGUCCAGGCCAUCCUUGAUGGUGAGACAAUGCAGAUGACGCCGUGGUGGAACAAAGAGGAGGGCGAGGAGCAUGGUGUCUGCUCGGCGCAGUUAGCAGCCAUCAUGGCUGUGGCGUUAAUGCUGCUUCUCCCGUACAUAUUGGGCAUUGCCCGGGACAAAGUGCGCUCCUCGCUCCUUUCGUGCUGGCUUGGAGUCGCCUUCAUGCUCACGGUACAACUGGUCUCUGUGGGCUGGAGGCUGCGCCGAGGCUUUGCCUCCGCCUCUGCUGCUGUGGACCCUUUUCUUCAUGGGAAGGAUGCGCACGAGACGGGAGAGGAUGCAGAGGGCACAUCUCAACCCAGCCAAGCUGGCGAGGUGCAGCAAUGA
Messenger RNA from Symbiodinium pilosum, 1170 nucleotides. Lineage: Eukaryota; Dinophyceae; Suessiales; Symbiodiniaceae. The record is from the annotation of a GenBank genome assembly.